Aphanomyces astaci is the source of this 591-nucleotide messenger RNA. RefSeq lists its product as hypothetical. NCBI's taxonomy places the organism in Eukaryota, Oomycota, Saprolegniomycetes, Saprolegniales, Verrucalvaceae. The transcript is spliced from 3 exons. The record is from RefSeq and is a predicted model, not a curated record. The coding region runs from base 1 to 591 and encodes 196 amino acids.
AUGGAAGGCGACGGCAAAAAGCGCAAGGCGAGCGAAAUCGCCGAGGAUGCCGGCGACAGCGUGGAAGUGGCCGAAGUGCCGGUGCCACAAGAGGAGGAGGUCAAGACGACAGUAAAGUGCGAACGGCUUGGGCAGCUGGAGCAGCGCCGAAGGCGUGCAGAUCAGCAGUUGGCACGAGAGGAGGCCACCAAGAAGGCGAGAGCGGCCGACGAGGCGAAGGCAAUCGCAACGGCCGCAGCUAAAGCGGCUGACCAAGCAGCCAAGGAGGCUGCAGUAGCAGCGACAAAGUUGGCCAAUGGAAGUAUGACGGGGACACCUUCCCAACACUGCAGGCGUCGGGGAAAGCAAGGAAAGGCGAGCGUCAAGAGAGUCGCCGUGAGGACGCAGGCCAAAGUGAAGGGCGAAGCUGGUGGGCCAGAGCGGACCGGCCUCACUCCAGACGAAGUGUUCGAGCGAGAGUUGGGGUUCCACUGGGAUCGCUCGCGAAUCUUCACGCCUGCCGGGUGGCGUGGCGUGGACUUGGGGUACGUGCGCAGCAUGUCGGGCGGAUCGAGCUUUGCAAUGAUGAGACAUUGCUUUAGUACCUUGUAG